AUGGAUCUACUAUCGCAGCGUUCGAUGCAUGCCGAGCCUCUGCUCUCACUCAUCCUCAGCCAGCAUGAGCACUAUCCGGGAGAAAAGCACUACAAUGCGCUCAAGAAGCGCAACGCCUUGGUCUCUCGCCAAGACGACGACGGCGAGCACCUGCCGACAGCUGCAGAUCUUUACAUCAAGUCGCUCCCUGGCUUACCCUCAAACUCGACUCUACAGAUGUGGUCGGGCGAGAUCCCUUCGCAGCCUCUCGAUGCGGAAAGCGAAAAGACAGAUGCACACAUCUUCUUCCUGCUCGUUCGCAACCGCCAUAUAGCCGACAAAGAACGUCUCGUCAUCUGGUUCAACGGGGGUCCUGCUUGCUCCUCUUUCGAUGGAGCGCUCAUGGAAGUCGGUCCAGUACGCGUGCAGCCCGGUGGCGACGCGCUCAGGGAAGUGGAUGAUGCUUGGAACACGUACGCCAAUGUCCUGUUCGUCGAUCAGCCCCCGGGAACGGGCUACAGCUACGUCAGCACUGACAAAUAUCUUCACGAGCUUGACGAUGCAUCCAAUCAUCUCAUAUCGUUUCUCAAGUCGUUCUAUGAGAUCUUUCCGGAGUAUCGAGCAAUGGACACGUAUCUCGCAGGCGAAUCCUUCGCCGGCCAAUAUAUACCCUACUUUGCAAACGCUAUUCUACAGACGACUUUGAUACCCACGCGGUUGCAGGGUCUGCUAAUAGGCAAUGGCUGGAUUGAUCCCUACGCUCAAUACUUGUCCUAUCUCGACUUUGCCUACGAGAACAAGAUCAUUACCAAGGGUAGCGAGGGAGCAGGACUCGUAGAAGAGAAGCAUAACGCUUGCAAUGAAUCACUGCAGCGCAAGGGGAGAGAUAGCUUGCACAUACACGAGAACGACUGCGAGCCAAUCCUGAGUACGAUACUGGGCACGACGAGACAGACGGUGAACGGAAAGACAAUGUGCAUCAAUACCUACGAUAUCAGACUAACAGACGAAUAUCCGUCAUGCGGCAUGGGAUGGCCAAGCGAUCUGAAAGACCUCUACAAGUACUUGCCACGAGAGGAUGUCAAAUCUGCCUUUCAUGCGGGUUCCAAGGACGGCGCUUGGGUCGAGUGCAGCGGUCCGGUUGGUACCAACUUCCACGCUCACAAGAAUAAGCCGUCUAUCACUCUCCUGCCAAAGCUUCUCGAGCAGAUUCCGAUCUUGCUCUUCUCUGGCGAUCAAGAUUUGAUCUGUCAUCAUCUUGGUACAGAGCGCUCCCUGGCAGAUAUGACGUGGAAUGGUGCCCAAGGGCUAGAUGGCGCAGAGGCCCAGAGCUGGUGGGUAGACGGCAAGCCAGCAGGCACCUGGACAGAAGCUCGCAAUUUGACCUAUGUCCUCGUCGCCAACGCAUCUCACAUGAUUGGCGUCGACGUGCCAGUGCCGUCGCAUGAUAUGCUGUUGCGGUUCCUCGGUGCUGACCUGAUGUCGGCUGCUGGCUCUGCGGCCCGUGUACCGAGCAGAAUAGGCGACGAGCAGGAAGCCAUCAUCGGUGAAAUCAAACCAGACGGCAGCACGCUCAAUGUGACAGCCGAUGCUACUUCGAGCAGCAACGGUGCGACCAUCAGCGAUACCUCUUCCUCGCAACGACCCGAAGCAGUCUACAAUGCCGGCUCAGCUGCUGUGAUUCUGCUCAUCGUCGCUGCUGCAGUCGGCGCAUUCUGGUGGAUGCGCGGCAAACGCCCGCAGAUCCAUCGCAACGGCGUGGGCUCCUACAAGGAUACGGGCUCUGAUCUUGGGACGCCAUAUCGCAACAGUAUGCAAAGUAAUCGCGCUUCGCGGUACCUUGCGAGCAAGAAAGGCAAUCUCGCUACAAUCAGCCAAGAAGGCGACGAUCAGCACGAGCUAGAUGAAUUGGUGAUACACCAAGAAGAUCGCUCGAAUCCUCACGAAUCUACUGAUCAACUCCAACGGCAUAACGUCGGCGGCGGAGAGACGCUGUUUGCGCUUGCGGACUCCGACGAGGAAGGGGACAUCGGUCGUGAAGACGAGAGGUAA
Mixia osmundae IAM 14324 is the source of this 2031-nucleotide messenger RNA. RefSeq lists its product as uncharacterized. Gene Ontology annotation, biological process: apoptotic process; proteolysis. The record is from RefSeq and is a predicted model, not a curated record. The coding region runs from base 1 to 2031 and encodes 676 amino acids. The transcript is spliced from 11 exons. NCBI's taxonomy places the organism in Eukaryota, Fungi, Basidiomycota, Mixiomycetes, Mixiales, Mixiaceae. Gene Ontology annotation, cellular component: trans-Golgi network. Gene Ontology annotation, molecular function: serine-type carboxypeptidase activity.